This is a messenger RNA of Castor canadensis (American beaver), 4167 nucleotides long. It is a transcript of the gene Pgam5, whose product is annotated as PGAM family member 5, mitochondrial serine/threonine protein phosphatase. Gene Ontology annotation, biological process: peptidyl-threonine dephosphorylation; positive regulation of mitochondrial fission. Gene Ontology annotation, cellular component: mitochondrion. Gene Ontology annotation, molecular function: protein serine/threonine phosphatase activity. The record is from RefSeq and is a predicted model, not a curated record. Lineage: Eukaryota; Metazoa; Chordata; Mammalia; Rodentia; Castoridae.
GCGAGAGCCACUGUCUCUGAUCAACCUGCGGAAGAGGAAUGUGGAAUCUGGAGAGGAAGAGCUGGCAUCCAGGCUGGAUCACUAUAAAGCCAAGGCCACAAGGCACAUCUUCCUCAUCAGGCACUCCCAGUACCAUGUGGAUGGCUCCCUGGAAAAGGACCGCACUCUGACCCCACUGGGUCGGGAACAGGCUGAACUCACAGGGCUCCGACUUGCAAGCUUGGGGUUGAAGUUUAGUAAAAUCGUCCACUCCUCCAUGACGCGUGCCGUGGAGACUACGGACAUUAUCAGCAAGCACCUGCCAGGUGUCUCUAGAGUCAGCACAGACCUGCUGCGGGAAGGUGCCCCCAUCGAGCCCGACCCGCCUGUGUCUCACUGGAAGCCAGAGGCUGUGCAGUAUUAUGAAGAUGGAGCCCGGAUUGAGGCCGCCUUCCGGAACUACAUCCACAGGGCAGACGCCAAGCAGGAGGAGGACAGCUACGAGAUCUUCAUAUGCCACGCCAAUGUCAUCCGCUACAUCGUGUGCAGAGCCCUGCAGUUUCCUCCAGAAGGUUGGCUCCGCCUCUCCCUCAACAAUGGCAGCAUCACUCACCUGGUGAUCCGACCCAAUGGCCGUGUGGCACUCAGGGCCCUAGGGGACACAGGAUUCAUGCCCCCUGAGAAGAUCACCCGGUCCUGAGGCUACCUGCAAGACCACCCUCUCAGCUGGCAGCUUGUCCAGGCAGCGCUGCGGUUUCCUUUUGUGUCUUGAGGAAGAGGAUGUCGGGAAAGUAUGCAAAUGUCUCACAUGCUGUGUUUGGAUACCUGUUUCUGGCCUAGGCUGAAAAAAAGGAACAUUCUAGUCAAUGGCCUGAUUGUAAGCUUUUCUACUUUAUAUGCCUGCCAGGACAACCCUGUGGGGUAUGUGGCGAGAACCUUCUCAGGCAGGAGGGCCUUCCUGAGGACUAAACAGGCCUCAUCUUGCUGGGCCCUCAGGUGACUUCAGAAGAUCCUGACCAUAGUGGCUGAGCAACCCACAAGCUCUGACAGAAAGCCAGUCAGGCAAGACGAUGGUUUUGUUCACAGCUCUUUUUGCUUCUUCAUAUAUUCUAAUUUCUGAAAACUGGUCAUUUAAAUAUUUGUCGAAGGUUUUCCUCACCUGGGUUCUUGCUUUGUAAACGAGAGUUAAGAGAUCUGAUGUUGCUGUGUUUGAACUCACUGACGGACACAAGGGCUGAUCACCCGCUGAGGUGAACCUGAGCUCUGAGGGAGGAAAUGAGGCUGCAGAGCAGCUGUGGCUUGCUCCUCACUGAGAGAGGUGGUAGGUAGGUGACAGCCCUGUAGUCAGAUCUCUGGAGCCAAUGAAAUAUCCCAAACUAGCUGGGUCUGGUGGCUCACCAUAAACCCAGCACUUGGGAGGCUGAGGCAGCAGAAGGACCUCAAACUUGAGGUCAGCCUGGGCUGCCAAGUGAGGCCCACUUCUACUACUGUUAAGCUUUUGGGUUAAAAAAUUAGAAAUGAGAAGUGUAUCCCAAAUCUUGUUAAUUAAUUUAAAAAGUAUAAUUUCUACAAAGUGGAAAUGCUCUUGAGCAUUUUCUGUACUCAAUACAAUGAACUGGGAUAUUUGAUCCGUUUCUCUGUCCUCUUUGGAAAUAACUAUGUAAUAAAAUUUUAGUGUUUUUUCAAAAGUAUUAAUUGUGACUGCUUUAGAGAAAAUAGGAACCUGUGCCAUGAGACCAACAGCAGUUGUGUCUAAUCCUUUCCUACAGUGUCUCAUUCCCAGGGCUGGCAGCACCACUGCAUGUCCUACUCAGAGGACAUCCCACCAGCAGCAUGUGCCAUUUCCUAGAAAUGGUGGUGCACUAGAGACUGCCAACUUCUAAACACAAAAAACUACGUGUGCCUCACUUCUGACCUCUGACAGUAUAGAGGUAGUGAGUUGCCCAUGGUUAGUGCAAAGGGCAUGUCGUAGCCCUGACAGCUGACCUUGAGGAACCACAUAGCAUUUAAGGAACAAUCUGUGGCUUUGAGGUGGGGCCCUAGCUCCUAGUGCAUAAACAGGGUCUUGUCUCCUAAGGCUGUGAUGUCCAUCUUCAGGGAGGCACAGUGGUUGCUCUGGACAGCAAUGAGCCUCCAAGUAGAAGCCAGGCUGUGCACUCUGGCCACCAGUCAGCUGCCCUAGCUACUCUCACACUGCCCUUCUGUCUCCCUGUCACAAUGGGUCAAACCGAUGCUGUGACCAGCCUGGAGCAGAAGGAUGCUGCCAGUUUCAUCAGUGAAUCCCAAGACCAGUGAUUCAGCAGAUUUUUCAAAUUCUUCUCCUAAGUGUGCUACUCAAGUUAGCUUUGAAGCCAACUAUAUGAAAUUGAGCUGUCCAGAUUUUGUCUGAAGGUUUUGUCUAAAACUGUUUGCUUCAUUUUAAGAGCUUGUGGUGCCUGUACCCUGUAUUUCUUUGAAUGUGAGAACUUCACAAUUUGAUUUCCUUCUCUAAUAUAAAUUCCCUGUCAACUUUUCUACCGCCAAGUCUUCCUCAAUGGCUUUGCAUCCCUGGCAGUGAGGAUAGCUUCUGGAUCAGUAGGUUACAGACACUGGGCAGGCCUGGGCUGAGAAGGCAGAGAAGCAGCAGAGCCCCCAACUGCCAGAGUGCCCCUGAGGACCUUCAGCCUGUGUAUGUGUGCAUGCUGUUAACACCUGGGAAGGAGUGAGUGUUCACAAGCCCAUGCCAGGGAGGGAACUGGCCAGGGCAUUUGGACAGUUACAGGGACCUAGCGAUACCAUGAUGGAAAAUGUCCACUGGUUUUUAGUGCUGGGGAUUAAACCCAUGCCCCUGGUUUGGGACUCAUGAUUGAAGACCUACUGAAACAAUGGUAGCACUAAGCUAAAUUGGCUGAAAUGAAAUUGUACACCAGGAGAGGGAAUUUUUCACAACUAUGUUAGGACAGAACAUAGUCUCUCUCUUACUCUGCUCUGAGCACAGCAAGUAAGUUCAGCACAGUGUUGUGCACCUGUAGUACCAACUACUUGGGAUUCUGAGGCUGGAGGAUAGCUUGAGCCUAGGAGCUCAAUUGCCUGGGCAAUGGCAAGACCCGCAUCUCAAAAUAACCCAACAAAUAAACCACACUUAGGUUAAUGUAGUAUUUCAUAAAAUGCUAUUUACAAGGACAGAAUUGCCAGGUGACAUAAAGCAUUUACUGGAACAGGUAUCACCUUGUUCACACAAGUGGAGAAAAUAUCAAAGGUGGCCAAAAAUUGCACUAUGCAAAUUAGGGCAAAAAACAAAAUUCCUAUUUGAAUGUUGACAACAACAUACAGGAUGGUUUACUAAAGCUUCAGAGAAAACAUCAGCUCUGAAUGUAACAUCCAUGUUCUGAUUUCUUUUUGAAAACAAAAACACCUUUUUUGGAAUGUUAUAGUUUUCAGAAGAGACUGUUUUACAGCCAGAUCUUCCAUACAACAAAUGAAACACGCCAUGUAACAAACUUCUGAAUUCUAAAUCCUAAAUCUUUCUUAUGCCUACUUAGUAUCUUUGUAUAUGCUUAAAAAGUAAAUUCAGGAAAACUAUUUACAAAAGGCACUGAAGUUGGCAAAUGCAGUGGUAGUUUUUUUGUUUUGGAUGAAGCAGUACAAGUGUCUGCACAAUACUGCUUGUGUGUGAGCAGCUGCUCAACAGCCAGGACAAGACCCAUUAUCACCAUACUGGCAACUAAGCAGAGGAAACACUCAGGUGCGGGUGAGAAAUAAAGACCUUCUGUUACUGCUGGUGAGAAUUCUGUGACUACUUGCAUGAGCCUUCCUCACCCCAGAACGUGUUUUCCAAGAGAAAGCUACUUCUAUCUUCUGAUCGGUGUUCAAGCAUUGCCAUAAGCCUGAGACUAAAAUGCCCAUUUGCUCUCUGCAACUCACUAUGGAAAAGACUAGGGUCAAAUGGUACCCAGGGCUGUGACAUCAUCAUGUAUCAGAAAGCUGCUCUCCAACAGGUGAGUUGAUGCACAACUUGUGCAAGGGUUGUGAACUUGUGCAGGUAUGCAGGGUUGCUGCUGCUAACGCUGAAGUUGACCCCCUCCAGAGCAUCUCCUCAGGGCUGGGAGAGGACAGUACACUAUCUUUGCACUUUUGCCCCAUUUGAGGGAGGGUGUGAGUGAGGCAGGGUCUCACUCUGUAGCCCAAGCUGGCCCUGAACUUGUCUCC